Messenger RNA from Volvox carteri f. nagariensis, 2940 nucleotides. RefSeq lists its product as uncharacterized. Lineage: Eukaryota; Viridiplantae; Chlorophyta; Chlorophyceae; Chlamydomonadales; Volvocaceae. The record is from RefSeq and is a predicted model, not a curated record. The transcript has 12 exons. Gene Ontology annotation, molecular function: protein binding. Gene Ontology annotation, cellular component: motile cilium. The coding region runs from base 112 to 2940 and encodes 942 amino acids.
CUUAGUAGCAUGAACCUGUGUCGAGGUAACUCGGAUACAAUGAAUUUCUUUUACAGUGAAGGAAUGCUUUCGCGAUCGCAGUACUGAUACAUUCUUACAUUAUAUAAAAUUAUGGCUGAGGACCAACAGGCCUUGUCCCUUAGCUGGGUCUUUGGCGCCUCAGCCACCAUCAAGCACAGCGUAGUCAACCUUUCCGAUGGGUACACGGACAAAAUUUGCUACUUGGCAGCCAAUACCGCUGUCAUUUACGACAAGCGGCUGAGGCGACAAGUAUUCUUACAGGGUCACACCAGCCCCAUCACAUGCAUCGCCACGACCGACGACCGCUCUCACGUUAUCACAGCUGACCAGGGCCCAGAGUCCCUGCUGGUGGUAUGGAACGUCCGUACAGGUCUGCCCACCUGCACCGUACAGCGGCCCCACCGCCACGGCGUGUACUGCAUGGACGUGUCCUUGGACGGGCUGUGGCUGGCCACCUUCAGCGCACCGGACCCGGAGACCAGCGAGCAGGAGAUAUCCCUCUGGUCGCUAUCGGCGCUUUUGGACCCAGCUGCAGCAGCCAUGCAGGCGCGCCAAUACCAGCAGCAGCAGCAGCAGGCGGGGGGUACUGAGGGGAGCGCCGGGGGCGGUGUCGCCGCGGGCGGGCCCAACCCGCUGCGUCCCAUUGUGACUACGGUGAUGCCAGUGGGCGACAUCCAGUUCUCUCUGAGAUUCAGUCCCAACAAUCCCCAAGAGCUCAUCUCCAACGGGAAGAAGCGCGUGUACUUUUGGAGCUGGUCCCCGGGGGGAUCUCGCUUCCAGUACUACUCGCCGCCGUUGCGGUCGCGGGACUUCAAGCAGAAGAAGGUGGCGGAUUUCGUGAGCAGUGUGUUCGUGCCUGGUACGACACAGGCACUGACCGGUACGGAAGACGGUGACCUGCUGGUGUGGGACGAGCAAGGAAUUACCGCCCAGGUGGGCACCAGCGCCACCGACAGACGAGCCAUCAAGCUGAUGCGCAUCCACUCCUCCCCCAUCACCCUGCUGUCCACGGUGGGGGACUUCAUCGUCAGCGGAGGUGAGGACGGCUACGUGAGGUUCUUUGACCCGCUGCUGCGCAUCGUGGCCUGGUUUGAGGACCUGGCGGCAGGCCCGGUGACAGCAGUAGCCUUCUCUGCCGUACUCCCCGACCGCAUCGCCCACGCCGACGCUGCCGACACCCUGAACCGCUUCAUGGUCCCCGACUUUGUCGUCGCCACACGCCAAUCCAAGAUCAUUUCCGUACAGUCCGCCACCUUUGAAGAGUACGACGCUGACCGCCGCCGCGGUACUUCCGUACUCGAUUCCCUUCUCGCCGACGUCGUCGACAUCGCCGCCCACCCCACGCGCGCGGAGUUCUCCGUCCUCGGCCGCGGAGGCGGUCUCCAGCGCUGGGACUCCAUCGCGCACUGUCUCGUGACGGCUCGGAGCUUCGCCAAUGGACCCAAGCAGGAGGGUCGGUGCUUGUGCUACAGCCGUGACGGGUCAUUGCUGGCGGUGGGGUUUGGUACGGGACAUCUGCACGUGCUGGACGGUGAUACGUUGGCGGAUACGUACGUGCUCCGAAACACAGCUGUGGGUUUGAGUCGGCUGGCUGUGUCCUCCACCGGAAACCACAUCGCCGCCGCGGACGAGAACCACCAGGUCCUGUUGUACGCCUACCUGCCGUACAAGCACACCAUGCGAUGGGAGUUCCUGGGUCGCUGCCGCUCCCACCACGGCCGCAUCGCCAGCUUGGUCUUUGGCGAGUCGCCAUCUGGUCAGACGCGAUUGUUGACGGUUGGGGCGGAUAGCCGGGUGGUUGAGUACGACUUAGCGACGUCGUCGGUGGCGGCUGGGCUGCGGCCGCUGUCGUACUAUGACUUCCCGCCCGGCGGCGGCGUUCCCACGUCGCUGACGUUUGCGCCGCCUUUGCAGUACUUCCGGGCGUUUGCGGCGGAGACCCACUUGUUAGUUUCAGAUGACGGCUACAAGAUCCGGGUUUUCAACCCCGACCGACCUGCCGUAGAGGCUACCUUCCUGGGCCCUACGUUUGGCGGCCCCAUCUCCCAAUUAGUCAUGUUUAAAAGUCCCGCAAGCGAUUCGGCUUUCCUUGCGUACCGUACGGCAGAGAAGGUGGUGGGCCUUAUCGCCUGGCCGCUGGACGGCGACCCAGCUCGUACGAUGGGCCUUAUCGCCCACCCGGGGGAGGUCCGAGCCAUUACUAUAUCGUACGACGGCCGGAAGCUGCUAACAGUAGGCGCUGACGGCACCCUGGCCAGCUGGGACAUCAACACCUCCCCCCUGGAGCGAUCCGCCGCGGCCGUCGCCUCCGAGGGCGACGAGGCCCGGUGGUCUGAGGUGCUGGGGGACCCCGAGCUGCUCAGGGAGAUGCGGGACUACUUCGUGUACGCGCAGAUCAAAACACAAGGGGAAGAGUCCUUACAGCCCAGGGCCGUGCCGGGUCUGGUCCCUGUGGAAAUUGUUCCCGACUUGUUGCGAGCUGCCGGGUUCUAUCCCAGUGAGGCCGACAUCGACCACCUGACCAACCACAUCCAGUACAUGGCGCACGGCCGAGAUCUAGACGCCAUGCCGGGAGUCAGCUUCGCCGACCUGCUGUAUCUGUACGUCAACCACCGACCCUUGUUCAACGUCACUCACGCCGACAUUGUGCAGGCGUUCCGGGACCUUCAGGGCGCAGGCUCUCCCGACAACCCCCGACUCACUCGAGAACAGCUGUUGACUCUCCUGCGCACCGCGGGAGAGCAGAUGGGCGCUGAUGAGCUGGCGGCGGCGCUGGCUGCCCUCACGGGCGCCCCAACCCCGGAGAAGGCCGUCCCGCCGGUCGUGACGGCGGCCCAGUUCAGUUCGGACUUGCUAGGGUUUGAGCUGGAGCAGGGUGGGGAGGGUGCGGCGGCGGUGGCAGCGGAAGCAGCGCAGUAG